Molecule: messenger RNA, 546 nt
Organism: Aspergillus fumigatus Af293
Lineage: Eukaryota; Fungi; Ascomycota; Eurotiomycetes; Eurotiales; Aspergillaceae
Source: RefSeq, a predicted model, not a curated record
AUGUCGGGUGCAGUGGGCCGCGAGCCAGUCUUCCCAACCCGCCAGUCGCUGGGGUUGAUGAAGAGUAAGCUGAAGGGUGCGGAGACCGGUCACAGCUUAUUGAAAAGAAAGAGCGAAGCCCUUACGAAGCGUUUCCGGGAGAUCACCCGACGCAUCGAUGAAGCGAAACAGAAGAUGGGACGGGUUAUGCAGAUCGCUGCAUUCUCCCUGGCCGAAGUGAGCUACGCUGUUGGAGGAGAUAUCGGCUACCAAGUUCAAGAAUCAGCCAAGCAAGCACGAUUUCGUGUGCGGGCCAAACAAGAGAAUGUCUCAGGUGUUUUCCUGCCGCAGUUUGAGAGCUACACAGAGGAAGGGAUCAAUGACUUUGGCUUGACGGGUCUCGGAAAGGGUGGCCAACAGGUCCAGCGGUGUCGGGAGACAUAUGCUCGAGCGGUGGAGACAUUAGUGGAACUUGCGAACGAGGUUAUCAAAGUUGUCAAUCGACGAGUGAGCACGUCAUUAUCCCUCGAACCGAGAACACUAUCAAAUAGGAGUUCUACCGAUUGA